AUGUCAAAUUUUUUGACAAUUAAACGUUCAAAUGAUAUCAAAUAUGAUGUUAUAAUUGAAGUUGAUGGGCAUGGUGAAGAAUUUGAUCUUAAAGAUGACAAUAACGAAUUAAUUGAUAAAUUACAAAAUCACAUUAUUGAAAAAUUUAGAGAGUAUAUUGAAGAAAAUAUUUUUUUAACUUCUGAAACAAUUUUUUUGUCAGAGAAAUUUAAAAAAUUACAAAAUUAUUGGUCGGAUUUAAUAUGCGCAUUCCCUUCUCAAUUAUUAUUUGAUAAUUCAUCUAGGGAGAAAAAUUUUACAAGUUUGCCAGAAUCAGCAAUUUUAUUAUUAUUAAACAGAAAUGAUUUUGGUGUUGACGAAGUGAAUAUUUGGAAAAAUAUUAUAAAUUGGGCAAUAUCAAAGCAUUCUGAACCUACUACUUUCAGUAAGAAAAGUGUUGAAGCUUAUACUACAGAAGAUUUUGACUUUUUAAAAACCAAAUUGGAAAAAUUCAUUCCUUUAAUUAGAUUUUAUACAAUGACUUCAACAGAAUUUUUUAAUAGUGUUUUACCAUAUGAACAGAUGCUCAGUCCUGAAUUAUUUCAAGAUUUAAUGAAAUUUUAUUUAGUUAGGAAUUAUAAAAACACAAAGAUUCAAGAGUCUUCUGCUGAUACCAAUUAUUAUAAUAAACGAGUUGUUAGAGAUGAUGUUAUUGAUUAUAAAAAAUCAAAGAGAAAAUCUAAAAUUUUUAAAAUAAAAUUAUAA
Entrophospora sp. SA101 is the source of this 744-nucleotide messenger RNA. NCBI's taxonomy places the organism in Eukaryota, Fungi, Glomeromycota, Glomeromycetes, Entrophosporales, Entrophosporaceae. The record is from the annotation of a GenBank genome assembly.